Messenger RNA from Sorex fumeus (smoky shrew), 691 nucleotides. RefSeq names its product placenta-specific gene 8 protein-like. The transcript has 5 exons. The record is from RefSeq and is a predicted model, not a curated record. The coding region runs from base 82 to 411 and encodes 109 amino acids. NCBI's taxonomy places the organism in Eukaryota, Metazoa, Chordata, Mammalia, Eulipotyphla, Soricidae. Gene Ontology annotation, biological process: positive regulation of transcription by RNA polymerase II.
AACUGCUCUACUCACGCCGGGUGCUGCCUGCCUGCCUGCCUCUGAGUGUGUGGAAGUGCCGUUUUGAACUUGAACUGAAACAUGAACCCAAUCGUCACUCAGCCGGGCUAUGGCAUGAGCGCCCCCAUGUCCAGUGACUGGCAGACAGGCACCUUCGACUGCUGCAGCGACAUGGGAGUUUGCCUGUGCGGGACCUUCUGCACGCUGUGCCUAUCCUGCCAGAUCGCCUCCGACAUGGACGAGUGCUGCCUGUGCGGGGCCAGCGUGGCCAUGAGGACCCUGUACCGCACCCGCUACGGCAUCCCGGGAUCUAUUUGCAAUGACUUCUUGAUAAUGGGAUGUUUCCCUUGCUGCGCACUUUGUCAACUCAAGCGAGAUAUUAAUAGAAGAAAGCAAAUGAAUGCUUUUUAGAAGGUUCUUGAUGAAACGCAGAAUGGGGAACGAAGGCUGAAGUAAGGCUCCACAGCUGUUCGUGCUAUUUUCCCUCACAUCUUAGGAAAAAAUUCAACGAAUCAAAUGGUUUCUAAUGGCUUCGGAGCACUUUUGAUUUCAAGAAUUUGGAGGGACAAAUAUAUUUCUUGCUGUAUUUUCCAAAAUGUCUGCCUCUACCACUCACGCUGGUGGUAUUGGAACAUGAAAUGUUUGACGCAGCCCUACAAUGAAUGACUUUGUAAAUCACAGUGUUUGUAAU